Molecule: messenger RNA, 3171 nt
Organism: Fusarium odoratissimum NRRL 54006
Lineage: Eukaryota; Fungi; Ascomycota; Sordariomycetes; Hypocreales; Nectriaceae
Exons: 4
Coding region: 280-1935 (551 amino acids)
Biological process (GO): transmembrane transport
Cellular component (GO): membrane
Molecular function (GO): transmembrane transporter activity
Source: RefSeq, a predicted model, not a curated record
AAGCAACGUCGCUGUGGAGGUAGACUCAUACUGAGGCGAUUAAGUUAAUCUGUUACAUGUCAUACCCAGACUUAUUCCCAGCCUCGGUUGGUGGCGGCCGUCCCCAAUGCGACUCUACCGCAGUCGCGACCUUUCCCAGGGGUGCAACCACCAUUCCUGUACCUUUUUCCCCUUCCUUCUCUUCCUGCAGUCCCUUUUAACUUUUUGUUCUUCUCUCCUCAAUCCUUCUCUUCUCGAAUUUUCUCCCGUUGUUAUUCCCGACUCAUUUUGUACAACGUCAUGGAGAGCGUUAACAAACCCAGCUUUGAGAUGGGCAACAAUGCCACCGUCAAGGCAGCAGACAAUGUCAAUGUCUCGGCAAAGGCUGAGCCAGAUUCUGGACGCAGCUCGGCGAGCAAUUAUCAUGAUAAGGAUCAGUUGGAGCGGAUGGGAAAGAAGCAGGUGCUUCGGCGCAACUUUGGGUUCAUGACGAUUCUGGGAUUUAGCUGUACCAUUCUCAUCACCUGGGAAGCUAUCACUGUUCUCUUCGCCCAAGGCCUCAACAAUGGUGGCACAGCCGGUGUCAUCUACAGCUUCCUUGUCGUUUGGGUCGGUAACUUUAGUGUCUUUGCUACCAUGUGCGAGCUGGUCUCGAUGGCACCUACAUCCGGAGGACAAUAUCACUGGGUCGCUAUGAUGGCGCCGCGGUCGUGUUCCAAAUUCCUCAGUCACCUCACAGGCAUGCUCACGGUCGGCGGAUGGCAAGGCUCUGUAUCAUCCAGCGCCCUGCUCACGGGAAACAUGAUCCUGGGAAUGGCGACUCUCAAUUAUCCCGACUUCCAGCCCGAGCUUUGGCAGGGAACAUUGCUGUUCUGGGCCAUCUUCGGGUUUGCCGUCUUCAUCAACACGCUCGUCAGUUCGGUGCUGCCCAAGUUUGAGGGAUUGAUCUUGAUCCUUCACAUUCUGGGUUUCUUUGCCAUUCUGAUCCCGCUUGUUACCCUUGGACCUCAUGCCUCUGCGUCGGAUGUCUUUGGUACCUUUGUUAACAACGGUGGAUGGUCGACUAAUGGCAUCUCGUUCAUGGUUGGUAUGAUGGGUAAUGCGUUUUCCUUCGUCGGCACUGACGCUGCUUUCCACAUGUCCGAAGAAACCGUCAACCCCUCCGUCGUCGUCCCAACCUCCAUCCUUCUCAGUCUCUGCAUCAACGGCGCUUGCGGUUUCGCCAUGGUCAUUGCCAUGGUGUUCUGCAUGGGCAACCUCGACGAUGCGAUGGCUUCAGGCCCCGGAAUGCUCGGCUUCCCCUACAUGUACAUCUUCCAGCAAGCGACAAACUCAAGAGCCGGUGCGACCGUCAUGUCCGCCAUUAUUGUUCUUCUUGCUGCUUGCGCCACUGUCGGGAUGCUUGCAUCUACCUCUCGUGUCUUCUGGUCCUUUGCCCGUGACCGAGGUCUUCCUGGCUGGCGCACUCUGUCAAAGGUCAGCGACCGAACCACUGUCCCCUUGUACUCAGUCUUGUGCACUGCCGUCAUUUCAAUCCUCCUGUCACUCAUCAACAUUGGAUCGCCUGUUGCGUUCCAAAACGUCACUUCUCUUUCUAUUUCUUGCCUCUACUCUUCAUAUCUUAUCGCCGCAGGUCUUCUUCUCUACCGUCGCCUCACCAAAGGCUUCGUGCUGCCCGGCGCUUCAGAUCUCCCAGCUCUGGCCAACACCACCGGCGCUGAGCUUGUCUGGGGUCCAUUCCAUCUCAAGGGUGCCUUUGGCAUUGCCAACAACAUCUUCGCCAUGUGCUACCUCAUUGUUGUUGGCUUCUUCAGCUUCUGGCCUCCCAUGGUGGAUCCUACCGUGGAUAUGAUGAACUACAGUGUCGUGGUCACUGGGGGCCUCGUCAUUUUCAGUGUAAUUUACUACUUCGCCUGGGCGCGAAAGGAGUAUAACGGACCUGUUGUCGAGAACUAGAUUGAUGGUUUUGUGAUCAAUGGCGUGGCAUAAAAAUUUGUUUCAGUUGGCGAUGCAUAGUAAAAUGUUUUUUUUUGCAAGAGAUUGUAUAGACUCUUUAUAUAUCCCACUUGGAUAUUGAGAUAGGAUACCACAAUAAUACAGCUAUCUCAAAACUCUGGAGCUUUCGCUGCGUCACUCAUUCUGUCAUAAGUGGAUGGACUUGAUCGAAACCUCAAAUCACUCGACGCUGCAUGUUGAUCAUGCGGUCUUCUUGGCAUUCUUUCGUCGCGAUUGCUAUGUCGCAUAUGCAUCUUCAGGAGUGUAUUUCCGUCGAACCGGCUGUAACCCCAAAGUCCAUCCAGCCCACGAAGCAACAAGUAGAAUGAGGUGGGAGACCACUAUAUCGAUGUUCUGUAACAGGCUCCUCGAUCUAUUACCUGAUACUCGCGAAAGGUUGGGCGCGUCCAGGAAUACAGGAAUAUUGUCCAAGGUUCGAAAAAUAAUGAACAGGUUCAGAGGAAUCCAUAUAUCAAGGAACAGCCCUUGCAGCCUUGAUGGCAACCUGGAUACCACCGAGGUCUCAUCACUCAACAUCUUGGGACUGUUGAGAAUUACGCCAUUGAGAUUCCAAAAGAAUAUGGCCAUGUCAUUAUCAUCCGGCUCUGUCCUCUCAAUCACGACGACUUCUUCGCCCUCUGGUGCGGCUCGCUGCCAUUCAUGCCACGCGUAGCGCGGUACUUUUAUCUCUGGCUGAUUGCCAUCGGUAGCGCUGAUAACUCGUCGCGAAUCUCCCAGCCGGACUCGAAUUGCUCCUUUCACCACUUUCAAGUACUCGUCGUGAGUUUCAUGCCAAUGAAGUCCGCUUGACCAGGCUGAUGAUUCGGGAAGCGUAAUGCGCACUUGUCCGACGGUUGACAUGUCAUAGAUUACGCCAUUAGGAAGUGGGCGCUCGAUGACGCUUGGGAUCCUCUGAUCACUCAUUUGGAUGCGCCGGGUUGUAGAACAACUAUCACAAACAACUCAAGUUUGAAAGUUCAAGUGCUUGUUGAUGUUGCUCCUCACUUGAGAUAUGAACCAAAUGACAUAAGCUGCCGAAUCGGGCAGGUCACGAGAAUAAGCAGACUGAAUCCUUGAUCUUUCAGGUAGUGACAGUUAUAUGAUCUCUUGAUGUUAAAUUGAGAUAAGGUAAAUAGCUUCAAUUACAUUGCAUUGAGUGACCAUGGGCUUCUCAGUCAAGAGGCUUCCAAUCUUGAG